This is a messenger RNA of Dacryopinax primogenitus, 2913 nucleotides long. Its product is annotated as kinase-like protein. Gene Ontology annotation, molecular function: ATP binding; protein kinase activity. NCBI's taxonomy places the organism in Eukaryota, Fungi, Basidiomycota, Dacrymycetes, Dacrymycetales, Dacrymycetaceae. Gene Ontology annotation, biological process: protein phosphorylation. Bases 485 to 2689 code for a protein of 734 amino acids. The record is from RefSeq and is a predicted model, not a curated record. The transcript is spliced from 6 exons.
GCAACGGCUGAAGAGGGAUGAUCUGGUUCGCCUGUACUGCGCAGUGAACGACACCGAAAGCGGCUUCCGAAGAUCAGCAAGAAAGGUAGAGGAGCUUAUAGCCAGUUGGACAAAGAAUGAGUUAGUCGAUGCUCUUAUCGGUGCACGCGAGCAAGUCGAACCUGCGACACACUUCAGUUCAACGCGUUCAUCAUCUCUCGUUCGCACUCCAACACCUCCAAGAGAUCUUACACGCUCAAAAUCGCGCUCCUUACACGUCAAGAUCCCUACGCCUCCUCAUAGUUCAGCGGAUGAAACAACCUAUGCUGCAACAACUGAGGAAGGUGAAGAUUCUGAAGAACUAGAGGAAGAAGAACAGACUCCUAUCCCUCCGCGGAAGACUCGAAGUUCCGGCCUCAAGCGCAGCACUACAUUCGUCGUCAACUUUUCUCCUCGCCGGACACGAAGUGGUUUGGAUAUCUCGGGACUAGCCCGGUCCCAGUCCAUGAAUGACGCGACUGCUGCGGGUUCGCAGAAGUCAAAGUCCGGCCUGCGCCGGACUGGCAGUACACGGAUCCUCAGCGAGAACUCACCCACGGACAGCACCGGCGAUAUUCGCACCCGCCUGCGCAAUCGGCCUGCACCGAAGUCAGGGGAAGCUCGGAGUUCAAACUUAAUGAAUGCUGCUCAACGCAGGACGCGGUUCUAUAGACGCAGCAAGGGAAGAAUGGGUAAUCUCAAGGAAGUUUCGGAGGAGCAGGAGGAAGACGAGGAGCAGGAGGGACACGAAAUCGAAGAGGGACAGGAAGACGAUGACGAGAACGAGGAGCACGAGGAAGAUGAAGAGCAAGAAGAAUACCAGACGGAUGAUACUGCAGGGGAAGACGCUGCACCACGCAGUGCCCGUCGUCGCACUGCCAGACGAUCACGCUCUUCUGGCCGCAUACAUGCCCGGCCUCAGCCACACUCUGGACCUCUGACACGCUCUGCAUCUCUGCGCUCAGUAAACUCCGUGCAUUCACCUGCGGCGAACACGAUUCGCAGACGGCUUCGCUCAAGCAAGAACCUUGCCCUAGAAGAGGAAGAGGAAGAUGGUGAUGAUGAAGGAGAUGAAGAGGACGGCCGCUCCGAGAUUGACGCGUCCCAGGCAGACGAGGAGGAAGUCCAGGAGUCUGUCGAAGCUGCAACCAGUGAGGAGGAAGAGGAAGAGGCCGGUAGUGAAAACGAACAGCCCAGCAUCAUCGAGCUGUCCGAUGAUGAGGCGGAGGAAAGUCAAGACAUAAUUGAAGUUGAUCGCUAUGGAAAUCCCAUUCACACUGAUUCGGAGGUUGACGGAGCGCAGACGGAAGCGUCCGAGACGGGCGAUGACCAGGACACCGAAACGGCAGAGGCUGAUGCCAUGGAUGAAGAUGAGGGUGAGGAUGGCGACUAUGUAGACUUGGCAGAUGCCACCGUCAAGUCUCUCACACGCAUGAAACGCGAUGACCUCGUGCAGCUGUGUGAAGCUCGUGAGAUUGACAUUUCCGGUACCAAGCCUCAGCUAGCACAUGCUUUGCUUGAAUGGCGCGACUCACACGCUGAAGAUGACUCUUCUUCGUGUAUCAGUAUACCAGAUAGUGCCAGCAGCGGUUCGACUGCCCGCCCUAACACGCCAAAGACCAGACGCACCAGAGGAAACGGCAAUGCCAGACAUCCUGUACGGAAUGGCGUACCGGAGACACCCAUCUUGCUACGGUCCUCGCACAUUCAUGUUGAGCAACCUGCCACUCCUCCAAUGUCCCAUGGCAUGACUCCCGUCAUCAACGUCCAGACCGCCACGCCUCAGCCGGAGCACCAGACCGAACCGGAACUUGAUCUCGACUUGGAGGAGUUGGGUCUUGAGGAGAAGGAGAUCCCACCCGAGAAGUUGACCAAGUUGGAGAAGAUCGGUAGUGGAGGCUUCAAGGACGUCUUUGUCGGCAAAUACCGCGGGCGCAAGGUCGCACUUGCCGAGAUUCGUGGCCAACUGACUCAGAUGGACAUCAAGGAACUCACCCUCCUGCGCGACUUCGAUCACCCAAAUAUCGUCAGGUUCCUCGGAGUUAGCGUCCCCGAAAAUACUCGAGAAACGCCUGUCAUGAUCAUCAGCGAGCUCUGUGCUAACGGCGAUCUCUAUGACUACAUCAGGAACGUUCCCCCACCACCGCUCAAGAAAGUCAUUGGCAUCAUGUUGGACAUUGCCAGCGGUCUUCGUUACCUGCAUGAGCUCAAACCUGCUGUUAUUCACCGCGACUGCAAGUCGUCUAACAUUCUCAUUACGACUGCUGUUCAUGCAAAGAUCGCUGACUUCGGUCUGGCAAAGGUGAAGCAGUCCACACGUUCGAUGAUCCGGAGCGUCGUUGGGACUGUCAACUGGCAAGCACCCGAGCUGUGGCAUCCUCAUCCCAAGUACGAUUACAAGGUUGACGUCUUUUCUUGCGCCAUGGUGUUCUGGGAAAUCCUUCAAUGGCACAACCCGAAUAAGAAAUACCCCUGGGAAGGCAUGAAUGAACACGCGAUUUAUGAAGCCGUCGGUCAGAAGCGGCUACGACCUUCCACGUCUGGUCUCCGCAAGCAGUGGACACCUGCACUUGUUGAUUUGGUAGAACAAAUGUGGGCCCCCGACCCCCACGACCGCCCCAGCAUGGCGGAGGUGUACAAUGCACUCCAUCGCAUUCUUUCGGAGCUUUGAGAUCUCCUUGUCUGAAAUAAUCCUUUCCAAUUCGCAACACGCUCUCCAUUGUAGACAUACCUCUGGUUCCAGUUUCUUUUUGUUCGUUCUGUACGAAUCAUUGCGUGUUCCGUCUUCAUUGCACACGCAGUUCACGCGUCCAACUAACAUCCCAAGGCCAGUUACUGCACGAUUGAUAUACCUCUAUACUGUUUAUUCCCUCCUUCAACUCGCAACUGUACUAC